Chlamydomonas reinhardtii is the source of this 1304-nucleotide messenger RNA. RefSeq lists its product as uncharacterized. The transcript is spliced from 3 exons. The record is from RefSeq and is a predicted model, not a curated record. Bases 772 to 1200 code for a protein of 142 amino acids. Lineage: Eukaryota; Viridiplantae; Chlorophyta; Chlorophyceae; Chlamydomonadales; Chlamydomonadaceae.
AAUAUGGGAGCAAAAAACAGAAGAACAAGUAUCGAACUAAACACUGGAUCCCACAAUUCCGCAGACUUUUGCGACUGGUUCUCCACCGCCCGCUCGGCUGCUUGCGCCCGGUCGCUACGCCCGCUGCCUCCACAGUAGAACCACAACGGUAAGGGCUCUCAACCACGGGAACGACAGCCGUAGCUGCUACUCAGAGUGAGAACUACAGUAUCAAUUUGCAGAAUGUUGGUUUUGACGAAAAUGGGGGGAGCAAGGGUGUUGGUUCUCUCAAAUGCGAGCUAGCGCCCAAGCGUGCUACACAUGGGCGAGUAGACAUACAGUAGCUGUAAUUAUUGUAUGAGUGGCAAAUUUUAGUUCGAGCGGCCCUUAUGUGAUCCGAGCGCGAUUACCCCCCGAGGGGCACGCCAUGCGCGCAGGCCCCAUGCAACAGAAAUUCGCCGGGCACCAACCCGCGCACAGAUAAUUCAUAGGACUACACCAUAGCCAUCAGAGACCGGCCGGGAACAAGCCCCGCAAGCGGGGCAGCAUGGGCGCGACACCACCCUGCCGCGCCAACUCACCCCAAACACGCUCCAACCACUUGUGCGACACAAGGGCUACCAUACAGUAGCGCGCGACACCUAAUCGCGUGCGCCGGAGUGUGCGAGCAAACAUUGUACGGAGGAGCUCGUUUGGGCCCUAGGACGCAGGGCCUGGGCUGGCUUUUGGUGCAUUCAAUAGAGCAUUGGAAACCGCGGGCACACAUAUGCUGGGGUGCGCAAAGGUGAAAGGAUGGAUGCUACCACUGGCACCAUCUAUUCCAACCUGUCAACGGACGCAUGGCGGCGAAUGGUAGCUGCGCUAGUAGCCGCCAUUGCCAUUCAGGCCUGUUACCGUUCUGGGCUUACCACACGUGGCACCACACCUCAGCGCUGGGGCCCCAUUGCCGUGGCGGAGUUCAAGGCACGCGAGGCAUGCCCAGAGAUCUUCCCGCAGCCAGUUGAUUACACACCAUGGGAGGCAUCACCCAAGCAUAUGGCAGAGCAGAUUAAGAAGUGGUACGUGCGCUACGUGCACACUGGCGGGACAGAGCCCAAGCCACGCCCAGGCCGGCCGCGCACGGUGUCGGACCCCAUCCUGAAAACCCUGGUCGACCACGUCAAGAGCGUCCACUAUGACUCUGCCGCCAAGCGUGAAGAUGGUCUCAGCCGUGGAGGCUGAAAGGGAGUACGGUGUCAGCGAUGGCGCCUUUCCCUUGCCACCAGACAUUGGCACAGCGGAGUUUGAAAGCGACGCAUGGCUCAACUUAACCAUCUUCAACGGUU